AUGUCGUUCAUCAUGGAUGAGGAGGCCCGUCCAGAGCCAACUGGAUUAUCGGAACGAGAAAGUUGGAUGGCCACCCGAGAGGAAAUAGAAGACGCGCGUCGGCCGUACAAGGGCGAGAACGUGGCGCAGAAACAGAUCGAGAGAUUGCGGAUGCGCGUACUGUUCAUGUGGGUUUUCAAUGUCGUUCUUCAAGUGUCGACCAUUGUCAUUGCGGUGUGCUCCGCUACUCUCACCUUCCGGGGCCAGCAGUCGACGAGCUGGCUACUAGCUUUGACGCUAGUUAAUUUUCUGGUCCUCGCACUCGCCAUCGGCGCGGGAGCAUGGGGCAUGAGCAGAAAACACGCCCGUCUGCUCAAGCAGUCUUCGUCAAUAAUGGUUGCGCUCUGUAUGAUUUGUGUAUUUGAGUGGUGCUACGAACUUCUCUUUAUUCUUGUGGGAUCGAGACGCGAAGGCAAGUGGCAGAAGGGCGGCAAAUACACAUCCGAGCAGAUCUGGGAAUAUAAUGCGUGGAUGCUCGGAGACAUGGUUGCAGAUAUGCUCUCCAUAGGUGUGUGCUUCAUCUCAAGUCACCAUACCUGGGAGCUGGCGAAGAUGUUCGAAAUGGAGGAUCAGACGCAAGUGGAGAAGCUACGAAGAAGGGGCUCAGAUUCCGCCUACGGAACUUUCUACGAGAAGGGUGGUAGACAAGGCACGCCACCCUUUACGACGAAAAUAUAA
This is a messenger RNA of Besnoitia besnoiti, 717 nucleotides long. RefSeq lists its product as uncharacterized. Lineage: Eukaryota; Apicomplexa; Conoidasida; Eucoccidiorida; Sarcocystidae. The transcript has 2 exons. The record is from RefSeq and is a predicted model, not a curated record. The coding region runs from base 1 to 717 and encodes 238 amino acids.